Magnolia sinica is the source of this 2202-nucleotide messenger RNA. Its product is annotated as monocopper oxidase-like protein SKU5. Gene Ontology annotation, cellular component: plasma membrane. The transcript is spliced from 9 exons. The coding region runs from base 139 to 1923 and encodes 594 amino acids. Gene Ontology annotation, molecular function: copper ion binding; oxidoreductase activity. Lineage: Eukaryota; Viridiplantae; Streptophyta; Magnoliopsida; Magnoliales; Magnoliaceae. The record is from RefSeq and is a predicted model, not a curated record.
CCUUCUCUUCUAUUUCUCUCCUCUCUCUCUCUCUCUCCCGUCGUCUGUCCUUCUCUAUUUCGUCUGCACGCUCCUUCUGUCAGGUAAUGUAAAAACUGGAACGUUUGAUAUCUGCAAUUCUCUCGUCAAAACCGAUAAAUGUCGUCGUUUCGGUCUUUUCCAACGCUUCUGUUCUGCAACUUCUCUCUGCUGCUGCUGCUGCUUGGAUUCUGUUACGGUGCAGAUCCAUUCGUUAACUACGACUGGGACGUCUCUUACAUCACUGCCUCUCCUUUGGGCGUCAAUCAACAGGUGAUUGCGAUUAACGGCCAAUUUCCUGGCCCGACUGUUAAUGUAACCACAAAUAACAAUGUCAUCGUCAAUGUUCGGAACAAUUUGGAUGAACCCAUGCUUAUCACUUGGAAUGGAAUUCAACACCGGAGAAAUUCUUGGCAAGAUGGAGUUCUAGGUACAAACUGCCCAAUUCCAGUGGGUUGGAACUGGACUUACCAGUUUCAGGUGAAGGAUCAGAUUGGGAGUUUCUUUUACUUCCCAUCUCUCAGUUUCCAAAGAGCAGCAGGUGGGUAUGGUGGCAUUAUCGUCAAUAACAGAGCUGUUGUUCCUCUGCCGUUUAGUAAGCCGGAUGGGGAAAUCACUAUUUUCAUCGGCGACUGGUACAACAGUAACCAUACGACUCUGAAGAAGACCCUUGAUGAUGGCAAAGACCUGGGGAUGCCAGAUGGAGUUCUCAUGAAUGGGAAGGGUCCUUACCGCUACAAUACUACACUUGUUCCGGUUGGCAUAGACUACGAGACUAUUAACGUCGACCCAGGUAAAACCUAUCGCAUUCGUGUACACAACGUUGGUAUCUCGACUAGUUUGAACUUCAGAAUCCAGAACCAUAACCUGCUUCUCGUUGAGACAGAAGGAUCACACACAAUGCAACAGAAUUACACCAAUGUAGAUAUCCAUGUUGGGCAGUCGUAUUCUUUCUUGGUUACAAUGGAUCUGAAUGCUAGUAGCGAUUAUUAUAUUGUAGCAAGUGCUAGGUUUGCGAAUGAAACGCUCUGGACCAGAGUUACAGGUGUCGCCAUCUUGCAUUAUUCCAAUUCUAAGGGCCCAGCAACUGGUCCUCUGCCGGAUCCACCAAACGAUUUUUAUGACAAAUAUUUCUCAAUGAAUCAGGCAAGAUCUAUCAGGUGGAAUGUCUCUGCUCCUGCUGCUCGCCCUAAUCCUCAGGGAUCCUAUAAAUAUGGCCAGAUCAAUGUGACUGCUUCAUAUAUGCUGAAAAACAAGCCACCAAUGAUUAUCAAUGGAACACUCCGAACUACAUUGAAUGGAAUCUCAUACUCCGCUCCGACAACACCGUUAAGGCUUGCUGACCAGUAUAAGGUGCAGGGAAUAUACACCCUUGACUUUCCUACUAGGCCACUUGUUGGACCACCGCGGAUUGGAACAUCUGUAAUUAAUGGUACAUAUAAGGGAUUCAUGGAAGUCAUAUUCCAGAACAAUGACACUACAGUACAGAGUUACCACAUGGAUGGACAUGCAUUUUUUGUAGUCGGGAUGGAUUUUGGGGAUUGGACAGAGAAUAGCAGGGGAACAUAUAAUAAGUGGGAUGCAGUAGCUCGCUCCACAACACAGGUUUUCCCCGGAGCAUGGACUGCAGUCCUAGUAGCUCUCGAUAAUGUAGGUGUGUGGAAUAUUCGUGCCGAAAAUCUCGAUACUUGGUAUCUUGGGCAGGAAGUGUAUAUAAGGAUUGUCAAUCCGGAGAUUACAAACAAAACCGAAUUGCCUCUACCAGACAAUGUCCUCUACUGUGGUGCCCUCCAAGACAAGCAGAAGGAUCAGAACAAGUCAUCGUCAUCGUCUGUCAUUGCCGGGAGGGUGAAUAUGUUUACUACUAUGCCGCUGCUCUUUGCUACAAUUGCAAUUGUCCUGUGAGAAUCAUAGUCAUGAAAAUUAGAAUCUAUUUGCUGUGAAGAACAUGCCUUGCUAGACAGCUAGAGUCACCUUUGGUAUUUUAGUUCUAGGUGUGCAAACACAGUCCUGUUAAUAUGAGUUUUUGGAGUGAUUUUUAGCAUAUUUUUCUUUUACAGAUGUUUGGGUAUGCUCCCCAAUUUCUAGCAAUUGAGGUUCUUGGGGAUCUACCCUGAUGUAGUGAUGAUUCAUCUGUUUCAAUUCAGCCCAACUGCUUAUACUAGUUUCAUCUGUCAUCUUUGA